Scophthalmus maximus (turbot) is the source of this 2542-nucleotide messenger RNA. RefSeq names its product AP-2 complex subunit mu-A. The transcript is spliced from 13 exons. Gene Ontology annotation, molecular function: clathrin-cargo adaptor activity. Gene Ontology annotation, biological process: clathrin-dependent endocytosis; intracellular protein transport. The coding region runs from base 209 to 1537 and encodes 442 amino acids. Lineage: Eukaryota; Metazoa; Chordata; Actinopteri; Pleuronectiformes; Scophthalmidae. The record is from RefSeq and is a predicted model, not a curated record. Gene Ontology annotation, cellular component: AP-2 adaptor complex; cytoplasmic vesicle.
GCGAGAGUUGGCAACAAAGCUGCCAACUACGAGGCAGAGGAGCGAGAGGACGGGAAGCAGUUAGCGGGUGUGUGAACCGGGAGUCCACCAGACCCUGACAGAAGCCGUAUCCGAGGCCAACGGGGCAACGAAGGCUGGUGGCGUCAGAGAGAGAAGUUGGACGGGGUUUGGUUUCACCAUGGCCAGUUGGGACUGAGAAGCAGCCACAAUGAUUGGAGGAUUGUUCAUCUACAACCACAAGGGGGAGGUCCUCAUCUCCCGGGUCUACCGAGAUGACAUAGGACGCAACGCCGUGGACGCCUUCCGCGUGAACGUGAUCCACGCCCGGCAGCAGGUUCGAUCCCCGGUGACCAAUAUCGCCCGCACCAGCUUCUUCCACGUCAAGCGCUCCAACAUCUGGUUGGCGGCGGUCACCAAGCAGAAUGUCAACGCCGCCAUGGUGUUCGAGUUCCUCUACAAGAUGUGUGACGUCAUGACGGCCUACUUCGGCAAGAUCAGCGAGGAGAACAUCAAGAACAACUUUGUGCUCAUCUACGAGUUGCUGGAUGAGAUCCUGGACUUUGGAUACCCGCAGAACUCAGAGACCGGAGCCCUGAAGACCUUCAUCACCCAGCAGGGCAUCAAGGGACAGCACCAGACAAAGGAGGAGCAGUCCCAGAUCACCAGCCAGGUGACGGGGCAGAUUGGCUGGCGUCGCGAGGGCAUCAAGUAUCGCCGCAAUGAACUUUUCCUGGACGUACUGGAGAGUGUCAACCUGCUGAUGUCGCCGCAAGGCCAGGUCCUGAGCGCCCACGUGUCUGGCCGAGUGGUGAUGAAGAGCUACCUGAGUGGAAUGCCCGAGUGUAAAUUUGGCAUGAACGACAAGAUCGUCAUUGACAAACAGGGCAAAGGCGGAGCAUCCGACGACGCAGGGAAGAGUGAUUUAGGGGGAGGAAGCGGCAAGCAGUCCAUUGCCAUCGACGACUGCACUUUCCAUCAGUGUGUGCGCCUCAGUAAGUUUGACUCUGAGCGUAGCAUCAGCUUCAUCCCCCCAGAUGGAGAGUAUGAGCUCAUGAGGUAUCGCACCACUAAGGACAUCAUCCUGCCGUUCAGGGUCAUUCCUCUGGUCCGGGAGGUGGGCCGCACUAAACUGGAGGUCAAGGUGGUCAUCAAGUCCAACUUCAAACCCUCGCUGCUGGCUCAGAAGAUCGAGGUCCGUAUCCCAACUCCCCUCAACACCAGCGGCGUGCAGGUGAUUUGUAUGAAGGGAAAGGCGAAGUACAAGGCCAGUGAGAACGCCAUCGUCUGGAAGAUCAAACGCAUGGCUGGGAUGAAAGAGUCACAGAUCAGCGCUGAGAUCGAGCUGCUGCCCACCAACGAUAAGAAGAAAUGGGCCAGGCCUCCCAUCUCUAUGAACUUUGAGGUUCCUUUCGCACCGUCUGGUCUGAAGGUGCGCUACUUGAAGGUGUUUGAGUCCAAGCUCAACUACAGUGACCACGACGUCAUCAAAUGGGUGCGGUACAUUGGCCGCUCCGGCAUCUACGAAACACGCUGCUGAAGUGGAACCCUGCCGUGCAGCGAGCUGACCACUCUCCUCCCAUCUAUAUCCUGUUAAAUUUUUUUCUUCUUCCUCUUCCUACUUUGUCUCUCUCUCCCCCUCCCCCCGCCCCCUCAAUCCUUAUAGCUUCUCUCAUACAUCCCCUCCCACUGCCCUCAUCCCCUUCUAACUAGGUGUUGGAGAUUGAAUUUACAUCGUAAGAGAAAAAAAAAAAAUAUGGUAUAAAUGCACAGAUAUAUGCAAAAAUGUGAACCAUUGUAUCGUAUAUAUCUCGUAGUGUUGAGUGAACCUGUAAACCAACUGGUGUCCGAAAAGAAGAAGAAGACAGGUGAUGCAGGGGGGGACCAGGGGGAGGAGGAGGAGGUUUCUCUGUUGUGUUUAUCCAGUGUUACCGUUCAACGAUCUUCUCUCCAGUUACUUUUAGUAAGUCCCACGUGUUGUAGAGUGAUCCCUGCUGUGAUGAUGUGUAGCUGUUGUGGUUUACAAUGAAUCCUGAUGAUAGUUCCUGUACACAAGCGUCUGUCUCCGUAGAGUCGUCCCUUCAAAUUGAGCCGCAUUGUCCGAUUCUGUGUUGCACACUUGACUGAUAUUUGAUCUGUUAUUUUUCCUGGAAUGGUCAUUUGGACCGCUUGUCGGGAAAGCGGAGGAAUUCACAACGACGAAGCUGUUUUUUGUACUUUUCUUUCUUUUUUUUGGAGAGUGAGGUGUUUCUUUCCCGUUCUCACAACGACUUGUACGAGCAUUCAAGCGAGUACAGUCUUAACAUAAAGGAACAUUCCAAACCGUUUAGAAGUUUUGACCACCAUCCUUAUUAUGUCCUACAUGUUACUUAAGCACUAAUAUCAACUUUGUCACAAUAUUUUGGAUUCAAAGAUCAGGCCCUGGGAGUGUUGUGUUUGCAGUGAGGUGAGGUCUCCCCCUGGUGUUUGCCUCGUCACUGUCUGCUUCUCCAUGUUUGUUGCCCUGGUGACCGUUCUAUCCAAUAAAAUCCGACUAUGUAACCAA